Molecule: messenger RNA, 1253 nt
Organism: Lotus japonicus
Lineage: Eukaryota; Viridiplantae; Streptophyta; Magnoliopsida; Fabales; Fabaceae
Exons: 6
Coding region: 157-999 (280 amino acids)
Biological process (GO): vesicle-mediated transport
Cellular component (GO): membrane; Golgi apparatus
Molecular function (GO): small GTPase binding
Source: RefSeq, a predicted model, not a curated record
GUGAAGAACAGUGAAUAGUUGCUUCUUUCCGCGCGAGAAAGAGAGAGAAAAUAGAGAGAGAGAGAGAGAGAGAGAGAGAGAGAGAGAUCUGGUUGUAAGAGAAAGAAAAAGGGACGAAGAAGAAGAAGAAGCAGAAGCAGAAGGAACGAGAGAAAGAUGAUGUCUGGUAAAUACACUUCGAUCGAUAACCAACAGCUUCAAGGAUCUGUACCUGCCGUUCCAGAUCCACCUCCGGUCACCGUCAAGUUCACAGAUUCAAAUCUUAAGACAUUUCCUCCAUCUGAAACACAGGGCAAGAUUACCGGUGGCUCCAGGCCUCCUCGUGAUGCUGAUGAUUCAUUUUCAAAACCUGUAUCUGGUUCUGAUGAACCCCAACAGCAGGGUGGUUGGCUUCAUACUUUUACGGUUGCUGCUUACAAACCUUACUUUGACAUCGACAGUUCAGAUGUUCUUGAGAGGAUUAAAGACUCACUAUUUCCAUUUAGAGGAACUUUUAAUGAAAAAACUGCAACCAACCCUGACUUGUAUGGACCAUUCUGGAUUUGCACUACCUUAAUAUUUGUAGCAGCAUCCAUUGGCACAUUCGUGACAUAUCUAGCUCACAAACUGAAGGACAAGGAAUGGAACUAUGACAUAAACCUAGUGACUUGGUCUGCUGGUCUGUUUUAUGGCUAUGUUACCGUUGUUCCUCUUUGUCUGUAUGUAAUCCUCAAAUACUUCUCUGCACCAGCAAGCCUUGUCCAACUAUUCUGUCUAUAUGGAUAUUCCUUGUUUGUGUUUAUUCCAGCAAUGUGUAUGUCCGUUGUGCCACUGGAGAUAUUUAGAUGGGUGAUUGCAGGUGUGGCGGGACUCAUGUCAGCAACAUUUGUAGGGCUUAACCUCCGGGCACAUAUCAUGUCAGCAGGUGAAAGGUGGUUCUUGAUUGUUGCUGCCAUUUUUCUGUUGCAGCUGGCUCUAGCCGUUGUAUUAAAGAUGUAUCUCUUCACAGUAUCAGUUUAAGAGGAAAGUGGACAGUGUGAAUGAAAUAUAUAUGUAAGGAAGAAAUAGCUUUUUGGCCCUUUAGGUUUCUAUUAAUACAAUUUGUAGCUGAAUUGUAAUUCACAGAUAUAAAACCAUUGUGUAUUCAUUCAUUUAUGGCAAUAUAGAGGCGAAUAACCGGUGGUUUUCAUAACAAAAACCAUUUGUUAACAUCACAUGUGUAUAAUACGUGUGCCUGGCGAUUUUGUCCAGAAUGUUUUAUUUUCUUUGACUAA